Molecule: messenger RNA, 4492 nt
Organism: Brassica rapa (field mustard)
Lineage: Eukaryota; Viridiplantae; Streptophyta; Magnoliopsida; Brassicales; Brassicaceae
Product: protein indeterminate-domain 11
Cellular component (GO): nucleus
Molecular function (GO): DNA-binding transcription factor activity
Source: RefSeq, a predicted model, not a curated record
CAAGACCUUCACUUUGUAAGCAAUUAAUAAAUCAGUUAGAACUUCGUUUUAGUUGAAUCAGAUCUGUUGUCACAUGUCUCAUCGGAAUCAGUCACUAGAAUCCUCCAAACUUGUUAACACAUGCAUGUUUUCUAGUGAUCUAGAAAAGGUUUAUUAAUGUGGUGUCAGAAUAUUAUGUUUUGUUAGUAUAAUCUAAUUCAUGCAUAGCUGACAUGGAGAUAGGGACGUAUAAUCUUUUAUAGACCCAUAAUUUCAGGACAGUUAAUUAAAAUAACAUAUACAUGCCUGUCCAAGUUUUUUCGUCUAAACUAAUAUUUUAUUUUCAUGUCGGCCUUACUGUUUUGCUUCUAGUUUACCGAAAAUGGACAAUGAGUUAAAAAAAAUUGUUCUAUGUGACUAUCUCACGAGUUCAUUUUUCAACAUACUUUUUUGAAAAUUCUCCCUAUGAGUGAUUAUGAAGAUGCUUAUAUUUGAGAAGUUUUAGUUAGUUUAAAUCUCAUACGACCUGGAGAUUGUGUGAUGAUCUACGAGGUCCAUUAGUCUUUUCUUAUCAAAUAAUUAGGUUAUAUUCAAAUUCCAAAUAAAUACUAGUACUAUUACACUACCUUGAUAACACAUUUUAGAUAUGUAAUGUGUUUCUGGUAAAGUUAGUUUUAUGUACUGUGGGGGUGAGCUGGUGUUUCAUAUUGGGAAGAGGAUCGGACAAAUCACAUUGGUAAAAGCUAAAUAACUGUGGAAUAAAACAAGAACAAGACAAAGGACGAAAUUUUUUUAUUCUUCUUUUUGUUUUAAAACAAUUUUAAGUCAAUCCAUUCGAUCUGGUGAUGAAACACGCUAUUUAUGUGGUAAUUCAGAUUACCUUUUAAAUGUAAGAUUUACCACAAACUAUUGUUUAGCAAAAUCAACUAACUGUACGACGGCCAACGUAUGGUAUUUUUUUUGUAUCGUGUAGUAAAGCUUCAAGCACCUCAUAAGAAAAAUAAAUAAAUGGACAAGGGGCACAUGAUUAUCAUAGUUAUAUGCUUACUAGUGUUUACUACUAUUGCCAAAUUAUUUUCACACUAUAAAGGUAGUAUUCUGGAUGCAUGGGUGUCAGCAAAAUGAAUGACAAUAUGUGACUCGAGUAGACAUUUAAUUCUGAAAUUUCCUUUUAGUAUUUUUUGCUUUCCACAUUAUGCUAUAAGUAAAACAAUUUCAGCUAACUUCUUCCCAAUAUGGUGAAAAAAUGAAGACCUAACUCUGUGUUUUACAUGGAUGUUAUGCAUCUCCCCUAAGUCCCUAAUCUAAUUUAUUCCACCCCAUAUAUAGUUUUUGUUUUUUGGCAACCACCCCACAUAUAUAUAGUUAAAAGUAUGAAAUAAGAUGAAUUAUAUGCCAAUAAAACGCAUGGGACACGUAUUUCUAAUUUCAACAGUUUAAAUAAUUAAUCUCCUAUAAGUUUUUUUUAAAAUUAUAUAGUUACUUGAAAGUGGAUUACGAAAGCUGGAAGUGCUAUACAAUUUAAUUGUAUUUCAGGUAAAACAACACGAGUGUGUUGACAAACCAGUCAAUGGAUAAUAUGUUUUUGGCUAUUCAUCGCCUUCACAUAUCAUUUCAAAUUAUUACCACUAUUUUUUAUUCUUAUUAAUUAAUUAUUUGCAUAUAUUGCAUGACUUUUAUUGGCUCGACGGCCCUUUAGAACGUUGAAAAUUUCCCAUUUCUCUAUCAUUUGUUUCCAAUUCAAUUUUAUUUUCAACGUUUGUAUCAUACACACGAUUGCAUACACACCGUGUAACUGUAUACUAUAUUGAAAUCUAGAUAUAUGCAUAAUCUCCAUUAUUGUAUAUUUAUUUGGUCAUAAUUAAAGUAGGUUAGGGCAUGCCGCACUCACAUGUCUCUUCCAUUUAAUUUCAUUUCAGCAAUCUAUAUAAUGUUAACUCUCUGAUUUUUUUUUCUUAAAAUGAAAAGCAUCAAAUCUAAAAAAGAAGAAGAUGCAAUAGAAAGUUAACCUUUUUAGCCAAAAACCUCAAAUAUUAAUCAAUGACUCAAUCAUAGCUUACUUCUGUAAGUGACAGUGUAAAGCUGUAAAAGUAAUUAAACUCAAACGAUCAAAAAUUAGUUAUGAUUAAAUAAAGGGUAGAAAAUAUUACUCAUAUUCUAAUUCACUAAUUUGGUCGGCAAUUAUUAAAGUGGACCGUGAAUAAGUAUUUUUGUCUCACACUUUUCUCUCGGUGACAUAAAGUACUAAUUCUGAUUCAUAAAGAGUAAGAAGAAUAGUGAAAUUUAUAAUUCCAAAGAAAAUAAUGAACUACAUGAAUAAUUCUACGUUCAGCUUCUCGAGAGACGUAGAAAAAUACAACUAGUAUUGCAAAUAACUCUUUAGGCAGAUUUAAAGAAAAAAAUAAUAUUUUUCAAUUCUUCGAAACUUAUGAAAUAAAAUAAAACCGAAAAAAUACGGAAAACAAAUUUGCAGGUAAUGAUAAAGAAAGGACAGAUUGCUCUUGGCUUGUAAGAGAAAAAAAUAUAAAAAGAGCAGAAAAUGCCAUUUUUUCUUUAGCGGUAGGGUUCUUCUUCAUUUUCUCUGUAUUUUUGUUUUAUUUAUGACUUUUGAAUAUCUGGGUUUCAAAUACACAGAGAAACGAAGAUAAUAGAGUUUCUCUUGUCCACAAUCUCUCUCUUUCUACUUCUAGAAAAGUGGAUAGAGGUUGUCUCUUGUGUUGAAGCCAAAGUAGGAAGUGAUACAGAUAUUUAUACACACAAAAAUCAAAGAAGGAAGUUAGGAUUAUAUAUAUAGGGGCUCAUUUCUUGCUUUGGUGAUGAUGAACGAAGACAUCUUACAUCAUCAGCAAGUACAACAACAAGAGGAGAAUAUGUCGAAUCUAACAUCAGCUUCUGGGGAUCAAGCAAGUGUCUCUUCGGGAAACAGAACUGAAGUAAGUGGUUCUAAUUACUUCCCUCAUCAUCAACAACAAGAAGAGCAACAACAGUUCAGUGUUCCUGAAUCUCAGCCUCAGAAGAAGAGGAGAAACCAACCAGGGAAUCCAGACCCGGAAUCAGAAGUGAUUGCUUUAUCACCAAAAACACUAAUGGCAACAAACAGAUUCGUGUGUGAGAUAUGCAACAAAGGAUUCCAAAGAGACCAGAAUCUACAGCUUCACAGGAGAGGUCACAAUCUACCAUGGAAGCUAAAACAACGAUCCAACAAAGAAGUGAUAAGGAAGAAAGUGUAUGUUUGUCCAGAAGCAAGCUGUGUCCACCAUGACCCAUCUCGAGCUCUCGGUGACUUGACAGGAAUCAAGAAGCAUUUCUGUAGAAAGCAUGGAGAGAAGAAGUGGAAAUGUGACAAAUGUUCAAAGAAAUAUGCGGUUCAAUCAGAUUGCAAGGCUCAUUCUAAGACUUGUGGCACCAAAGAAUACAGAUGUGACUGUGGCACUCUCUUUUCUAGGAGGGAUAGUUUCAUAACUCAUAGAGCAUUUUGUGAAGCAUUAGCCGAAGAGACUGCAAGGGAAGUAGUCAUACCACAAAACCAGAAUCAUCAACCAAACCCUCUUAUGAUCCAACAAUCUUCUUCUUCUUCUCAUCAUCAAGCACGACCAACCCUGAACAUCUCUUCCUCUUCUUCCUCUUCCCACAACAUCACCAACAGCCUUUACGUUGAAACCAACCAUAAUGGUACUAAUAAUAGCAACACUAGCAGCAACCACCUUCAUACUUUUCCAAUGAAGAUAGAGCAGCAACAAAGCAAUGAUCAAAUCAUCAAUUACCACCACCAUAGCAUCCCUCCUUGGCUUGCUCCUCAACCGCAAGAUCUCACGUCUUCAAACCCUAACCCUAGUAAUGGUGGAGGAGGAGGUUUGUUCUCUCUUGCAGCUUCUCCGGCUAUGUCAGCCACCGCAUUGCUCCAGAAAGCAGCUCAAAUGGGUUCCACAAAGACACCUCCAUUACCACCAACCACAGUCUCCGAGAGGUCAGCUCAUCAUAAUAACCUCACCACAACAAUGGCGGCGAUGAUGACAUCUCCAUCUGGCUUCAUCAGCUCCAACAACAACAACAACAACCAAGUUUUGUUUCAAGACUACAACGCCUCCGAGUUUGACCAUAACGGGGGAGAAGAAGCUUUCGACGAUACAUUCGGCGGGUUCUUGAGGACAAACGUUGAUACUACAACCACUUCAGGAUCAGACAAGAAUAAAAGCGGUGGCGGAGGAGGAGAAGAGGGUUUGACGAGAGAUUUCUUGGGGUUAAGACCGUUAAUAUCUCAUAAUGAGAUUCUAAGUUUUGCCGGUCUAGGGAAUUGCAUCAGUGGUUCUGCUUCCGAUCAGCUUCAUCCAAAGCCUUGGCAGGGCACACAAGUGGGAUCCAACAAACGAUAGAGACGCAUCACGCUCUGCUUGGUGGCAUGCAUUAAAUAUAUGAAUAUAUCACACAUGGCCACAACUUUAUAAUAUGAUACCGUUGAUUACACAUUAACACGUUCUUUAAAGUGAUGAUUAAUUUAGUUUACAGCUCUUUA